Messenger RNA from Vanessa tameamea, 1733 nucleotides. It is a transcript of the gene cce-3, whose product is annotated as juvenile hormone esterase-like. The coding region runs from base 16 to 1659 and encodes 547 amino acids. Lineage: Eukaryota; Metazoa; Arthropoda; Insecta; Lepidoptera; Nymphalidae. The record is from RefSeq and is a predicted model, not a curated record. The transcript is spliced from 3 exons.
AUUUAAACAAAUAUAAUGAAUAUAAAAAUUAAACUUUUGAAAACGAUAGCAACAUUGUCAGUAUUCGUAGAUUUAUCUUCUAGUAUUUUCACACCAGUAUUAGAAAUAAGUCAAGGCAAACUACGAGGAUUGCGGAGCAAUGGGCAGGACCGGUAUUUGAGCAUACCUUACGCGACCUGCGAAAGAUUCCAGCUACCCAAGAAACCACCAAAAUGGAAAGGAAUACUGAAUAAUAUAAAUCCAUUCGUAAGAUGCCCCCAAAAAAUGUUUUUCUUCACAACUGGCGACGAAGAUUGCCUUUAUCUUGAUGUGUUUGUCCCCGAAUGGACAAAGAAAUCUGAUAAAUUACCUGUGUUGGUCUUCAUACAUGGGGGAGCCUACUUCAAAGGGAGUAAGGAAUUAUAUGAUCCAGAAUUUCUAGUUAUCAAGGGUGCGAUUGUAGUAAAUAUCAACUACAGAUUAGGGAUAUUAGGAUUUUUGUGUGUCAAUGGUAUAUCAAAUCUUGGGUUAAGAGACCAGGUAGCGGCUUUAAAAUGGAUACAACAGAAUAUAGCUUUAUUUGGAGGAGACCCAGAUAAUGUCACUCUUUCUGGACAAAGUGCUGGCGCGAGUUCUGCUUCUUUACAUUUACUCUCCAAUUUAAGUAAAGGUCUAUUCCAUAAAUCAAUAUUAAUGAGUGGCAACGCGUUUUCGACGUGGGCUUUCAAUGUUGAACCUUUCUCAGUUGCAUUAGAGGAUGCGAGGAAAAUAUCAGCAGCGGAUACCGAAGAGGAUGUGUACGACAUAUUUGCUAACGUCCUCGUGCCCACACUUAUGGACGCCACUUACGAUACCUCAGUGAACCCACGAUACUUCAAGUACUCACCGUGUGUAGAUAACAAUUUCACAGACCCGUUUUUCAAUGGCACUCCAUACGACAUCGUGAAAUCUGGAAAGUUCAAUAAAGUUCCUAUAAUCGUGGGAUAUACGGACGCGGAAGGUGGGUUCUUUUAUAGGUUAUUGAGUAACAAAUUAGUUAAAGAUUUAAAUGAAAAUUUCAGUGAUAGACUGCCAUGUGUAUUUUCCUGGUGUUCGGAGAAAGAAAGAAAGAAAAUCGGGAAAUCAUUGCGAAAUCAUUAUUUUAGACACGGACCUAUUAAUUAUAAAACGUCUGUGAAGGGCUUGAUUCAAUACUACUCCGACUGGAUUGCGUAUGGCUCUAUAAACGCGUUUUCAAAAAUAAUGACUGAAUUCUCUGAUCAGUCUGUCUUCAAUUACCAGUUUUCUUAUGAUGGUAGCAGAGACUACGGUAAACUCAUUUCAGGGGUGGACUUUGAGGGCACAACUCAUGCUGGUGAGUUGUUUUAUAUAUUUAAACCCCUGGGUAUAUCGUUACCUAUGCCCGAAAAUGACCGAAUAAUGAUUGACAGAUUCACAACGCUAAUUCUGAAUUUUAUGAAACAUGGAAACCCAACGCCAAAGAGAACACAAUUAUUGCCUGUAGAAUGGCCAGCGGCUAGAAAAAAUACAUCCAAUAUUUUAGUCCUAGAUAAAUAUAUGUCUGUGAUCGACCAUCCCCGAAAGGAGCAGAGCGGGGGAUUCUUCUUAAAGAUGCUUUGCACUUACGGCAUGCGCGGUUACGUACCGUGUGAGAGCGCAGAAAUGUGUCAAAAUAGUUAGUUUACUUAGAAUUAAGAUUUUGAAAAGUAUUUAUUUUAUGUGAUGUGUUUGUUAUUAAAUCAAUUUGUCUGUUA